UUCUCCUGGUUGUAUGUGCUGGAACGCCGCGGGCCGAGGUCGGUCCCGCUUCGGAAACGGGCUGUUUGAUGCAAAAUUGCCCCGUCCUGACAUCGAAAACUAUCGCUCGAGCAUCGUGAGACCAACGCAGACGCGACAGGACGCCUGUGAAGCAUGCUCGGAGAGAUUUUCGGCGAGACCCGCGACUGCCUUGGCUGUUUGAUGAAGCGCGCAGCUGGGUGGAAGCCCUAAAGCUACGACUGGAGCCCAUCAAGAUGGACCACGAGGAGGAAGAAGACGUAGACGACCCGCAGCAGGACAGCGGAUCUGGACACAGCACUGAGAGUGACGAAGUUACUGACCAGUCGCCCUCUGGCCGUUCCAGCAGCGCAGGAUCUCCUAAGCUUGAUGAGGAAAUUGGUGGAAUCUCCCAGGACAACACGGAUGACAACACAGAUGUUGACGAUGGACAAGAGCCAGGGAGUGAGAUCCGUGAUGGUGAGUUCCAGUUCCAUGUUCAGAGCUUCCAUAUAGUGACUGUGAAUGCCCGUCAAGGGAAGAAGCAAUACAAGUGCGACGUCUGCACAGGAACCUACCAGCAUGCUUUCAGCCUCAAGAGACACUUUCUCAGGACGCACGUUAACUACAAGUACCUGUCGGAAGCAGACAUCACAAACUGUAACAUCAAUCUUAAUCUUGUGCGUCAGCUUCGUAAAGAAAGUGAAUCCUUGACCUCCGGUGAAUCCAAGUUCUUAGGGUUGUAUCGUUGCCAUCUGUGUUCCACCCUUUUUGAUUUGAGAGAUGAACUGAAAGCACAUGUGAGCAGCCAUGUUGAUGAUAAUGGCCAGAAAGGUUUCAGUUGUAGCCAGUGCGAAAUGACGUUCUCUCACCGUCAGAACCUUGUUCGCCACCAGUCCGUCCAUUCAGGAGAGAAGCAGUUCUUCUGCAAGCAUUGCGACAAGAGCUUCCCGACUUUAGCAAAUCGACGGCGCCAUGAAAAGAUUCACGAGGGCUCGGACUUGCCCUGUUCAUUUUGUGCAGCUUCAUUUGCGCAUGAUGUGCACCUUCGGAAGCAUCUCAGGAGUCACCACCCCGAGUGCUACUACCCAUGUGAGUUCUGUUCCAAGUUUUUUCUAGAGGAAGGGCAGUUGAAGAAACACAGGGCCACACAUAGGGCUUCUGUUGAGGGAACACCAUCAAAGGGAGGCAAGCCACCCGAUGGGCACGUUUUUGGGCGGAAGCGUGCAAAAGGCUUUGAGCCUGAAAACAAGUACCUCUGCAGUGUAUGUAAGCGCAGGUUCCCUACGUUUAUAAGUUUACGCCAACAUAAGAAAUCUACCCAUGGCACAGUGCAGCAAGAAAAAAAGACGCGCUCUCUGCAGUCUCGAAAGGAGCAAAUAUCUGUCCGAUCUCGUUCAGCAAAACCGGCUGCAAAGGAAAUGUCUGAGGAACAAUUCUACAUGACCAUUGCUCAUCGCAUCUCUGAAAAUCUGCUCUACCACCUGGAUGGUACGUCUACACAACUCAACAUAAAGCAGGACCCCUGUGCCUUUCCCGAGGAGAAGAGUGAGAGGGCGAAUGUUCAAUACAGCAUUCAUAACUUCCCUGCUGCUUUUGAUAUCACUCAAAUGAUGCAGAUUUACUCAAACCGAGUUCCAUCCAACAACCAAGGAAUAUCCAAUGAUGGCUCAGACAACAGUGAAGAAACAGAGUGCAUCUUCGUCGGAGGAUCGCAGCAGGAUCACACUUCACCUCACAAAAGCAACGGUGUUGCUAAUUUUAGGUCCCAGAAUGCUGGUGAGAAUGUGAUAGGACACAAUAUCCCGGUGACCUUUAUAUGCUCAGUAUGCGCAUCAAAAUUUAGUUCAAGGAAGGCUAUUGAUGAACAUAAGAUUAACAAUCACCCAAAUGUUGUCUGCACUCAUGUGGAAAUAGAAGGAGAAAAAGAAGUGCCCCCUGAAUUGUGUUGGACCUUCACAAGUCCCAUUGGGUUCUUUCAGAGCAGCACUGCUACGACAAGAGUUGAUUCAGCACCAGCACAGGCAAACCUGGUGUGCACCAAGUGCAGCUCAAGCUUCACCUGUCGCGUUGACCUCCACCAGCACAUUUUGGAUUGUGGUACCAACUCGGGUUUCCAGAAGCAGCUAACCAGAGGUUACAGUGUGCAUAGCCGCCUCGGAUGCUCUGCAAGGCAGCUCGGCAUGACUAGCAGAGAAUGCCAUGUGAAAGGAAAAAAGAGACCACACAUGUCUGAGAGUCCCUUAGCCGAGGCUAAACGAGCCAAGGCCAGGGUCUCCUCGCCGCAGGAUGAAGAGCAGGCCCUUGAUUUGAAAGUGCAUUCUGAAAGCAUUCCUGCCGAACCAGUUGCUGAGGCAGUUAUUGAAGAGAACGAAGAGGCAGUCGAGCAAGUUGAAAUUUUAGAGCACACAGAAAACACAGAUGACUACGUUCCUGUUUCACACGAUACAGGAGAUGAACAUGAUGCAACUGCGCUUGGCACGACUGUUGAAAGUGCAGACACUGAAGAGAAAAUAGCAGAAUCAGACACCGGUGUACAUUUGGAUGAAGCUAUUGUGCAGAGCCCCAAUGAUAAACAACAAUCUAGUCCUGAAGAAUUGGUUGGCAAUGUAACCAUCAACAACACACAUGACGCUUCGUUAGAUGCAGAAAAAAUGGAUGGCAUGCCUCCUAGUGUACCUGAAUCAUCUCUUAAAGAUGUCUCGCCGCAGGCUCAAGAAGACUCGUGCGAAGAAGUUAAGGUUGAAAGUGAUCAAUUUGAAUUUGCAGAGAUUGAGCAGGUGCCAUCACCCAUAUUUGGCGAGGGCAGAAGAGUCCUGAGAAGCAAGACUGCAGCAGCCAGUAAUGCCACUGGUGGUGCUUCAUCUGCUCUUGUCAAUUCUCACACAUGCAGCACCUGCAAGAGGAGCUUCACUUAUCUGGCCAGCUUAAAAAAGCACCUCAGAGAUAUUUGUCCCAAUAAGAAAGUGGCUGGACAAAAAGUUGUAAAACGAAGAAAGGCUGGGAAGUUCUCCAAAAAGGAAGACGUGUCAAGUGAGACUCAGGUAUGCACAGAGCCUGUGCAGGACAGCAAAGAUGUUAAGAAAGAAAACUCUGAAACUGCUAGUGCCUGCUUGUCAAGUUCUGUAACCUUUCCUGAAGAAGCAGAUACAAGUGGCCUUGAACUUCUUGCGAAUGCUUCCAGUAUGGCAGUGUCCAAUUGCUCCGAUGGGACAUCUUGGUCUUCCAGCAGCUGUCCUGUGAAUCAGCCAACAAACACUGUGCAGACUAAAGAAGUUGAAAGUAAAGUGCUGGCUGCACCAGCCCGCAGGCUUAGAGGGAAAGAGCGCACAGAUGAAGACAACGUCGACCAUAAGCCGGACAUCAGACCCCACUCGCAGGAGCAUACGUGCCCUUACUGCCUUCACUCAUUUGCCUACCUUUCUAACUACCGAAAGCACCUCCGCGAAGUGUGUCUUCUAAAGAAGAAAGCAAAGGAGAAUGGAGAAGAGCCUCCCCUUUUCAGUGCCAAGGCAUCAGAUGAGUCUCGUUCUCUUGUGGACAGAGCUGAUGGCCCUUCAACGGUUACCAUGUCUUUCAAAGGGCGCAUUGAAAAUUCUGUCAUCAAUCUGCUUAGGAAUCAGUCAAAGCAAGUAGAACUCAUCGGAGCCCAGGCAGCUGCAGUAAAAGACCAGCCGGGUGGAGCCAAUCAUUCCUCGCCUAAUUUUAUGACUUUUUCGUGCCCAGUGUGCCACAAGAUCUUCCUCUCCUAUGUCAAGAUGCUACAACAUCGCCUAUCACACAAGCUCCAAACAGAUGAGCCAUUGGUAAAGGAAGAGAAGGCAGACACUGCUGAAGCAUCAGACGUUCAUGAUGGGGAAACGUCUGCCGACGACGCAGGACAGGUUUUGGAGGGUGUUCAACGAGCAGAUUGCUCUCACUCUCCAGCAUCCACUUCCAUUAUGAAAACGGACGAAGAUCAGCGCUUCGAUGAGAUUCUUACUGGUGCACGGGGCAGUGACUGUGUUUUAAGUGAAGCCCUUCAGGAGGAACUCAAGAGGGAAGAGCACAACUAUGCCGUUUCUCUUGCUGAGCUGGACAGUCUUCCCGAUGAAGAUGAUGGCGACGAUGUGGCUGAAGCAGAAGCAACCAAGGAGUCUCCUGUUGAAGUGGUGGCACCUUCAGAAGCCACUGCUGAAACAACCAAGGCAGCAAAGAAAACUGGUGCCGGCAAAAAGAGCGCUUCAAGCGUCAGCAAGGCACCUGUCAAAGACAAGGUGCGGCGGGGUAUGCGAAGACAAUCUGGCAGGACAUCAAAGACAAGCCGGGACAAGCAAUAAUUGUGUGAAAGAGAACCAAGCCGUGCUCAAUCAUCUUUUUUUUUUUUUUUUACCCCAGAUUCAUGGCUGCAUCUGAUGCAGCUCUGCAUCACACGUUGGAACUUCCCAAGAUUAUGACACAGGAUCUGUCUUUUUUUUAGAGUGAGAAAGCUUGUGCUCAAGAAAACAUUUGUGAAGUCGACACAUUUGGUCAUUGUGUACCUUAUAUGAUAAAUAAUUUUAAGGCUGCUCAACUGUGGUGUGUCACAUGUAGCUCAGAGAAUUUAUGGAGCAGUUAUGUAUACAUUAGUUGGUGCUGUUAUGUUUACAAGCUGAAAAGGAUUUAAUAUUGAGAAAUGCUUGUAAAUAGAAACAUCUUUAUUUAUGUUGAAUGUAUAAGUGUCUUUAUUGUGCUAUGCAUGACAUACGUUUAUUUAAUUGUGAGAAAGUGGUGUGUUUAUAAGCUUUUUGUGUGAACGAUGAUCGAGAUAAUUGUUGACUUCAUAGUGUAAUCAUGUGCCUUAUUAUUGUCGAUCAGUGUUGAUUAAUUGCAGAGUGCAAAGGUAAUAAUUUGGAUAACAAUUGUUGAAUAAACUUGCAUCUGUGCCUUGCUAUUAUUAACUGAUCAUAUUGUGCAUGUCAGCAGAAUUCUCAUAUUUUUGCGAGUCCAAGUGUACAUUUUUGUACUAGCUGUACCCACGAAUGUGCCUUGAAAGAGUCAGCGAAUAUUUUAUUGUAAUCAUGAAAAGUAAAAAAAAAGUGGUAUUACAAAUGAAUGUUUUAUAUGAUGCCACAAUUAUUGAUGUUGUUGGCAGAUUAGGGGAGAAUAUUUUGCAAUGUAUAAUAAAUGACAUUUUCCUGUCUGAAUA
This is a messenger RNA of Rhipicephalus microplus (southern cattle tick), 5164 nucleotides long. RefSeq lists its product as uncharacterized. Lineage: Eukaryota; Metazoa; Arthropoda; Arachnida; Ixodida; Ixodidae. Gene Ontology annotation, biological process: regulation of transcription by RNA polymerase II. Gene Ontology annotation, molecular function: RNA polymerase II cis-regulatory region sequence-specific DNA binding; DNA-binding transcription factor activity. The record is from RefSeq and is a predicted model, not a curated record.